Messenger RNA from Exophiala aquamarina CBS 119918, 1845 nucleotides. RefSeq lists its product as uncharacterized. The record is from RefSeq and is a predicted model, not a curated record. Gene Ontology annotation, biological process: xenobiotic detoxification by transmembrane export across the plasma membrane. Gene Ontology annotation, molecular function: fluconazole transmembrane transporter activity. Lineage: Eukaryota; Fungi; Ascomycota; Eurotiomycetes; Chaetothyriales; Herpotrichiellaceae. The transcript has 7 exons. Bases 1 to 1845 code for a protein of 614 amino acids.
AUGAAGGAUAUUGUUAGAGAUGCCUGGUUGGGCCAGAUCAUCAGACUACUGUCUAAAAACAGACUUCUCCAAUAUCCAGAAGAAGUAGAAGGAUUCACAUGGCCACCAUACGUAAGUUUGGUAUGCUAUGAUCCCACCGAGAAGUCCGAGUCCGAGGUGGCAGGAGCUGGUUCAAACGUGAAUGGUCAACCAACCAUCCCUAGAUCCGGCUAUGAAGAUGAAGCCCUGGAGAAGGCCACAGAACCUUCUCGGAAUCCGGAAGACCUGGAAAUUCAUCGACCUGUGUCGAGAACGACAGUCCGAGACCAGGAGAGAGGUGUGGAGCGCGUCCUGACAAGAACCUCUACGCGAUAUUCAGCAGAACGAUUUGAAGAAGAACAACAGCUAGCAAUGACUAAAACAAAGAGUAUACCAAUUGCUCCGAGCACUACAUCCGAUGGAAGUAUUCUCGUCACUUGGUACAAGACCGACGAUCCGGAAAAUCCCCAGAAUUGGUCUCGGAUUAAGAAGGCGUUGGUCCUCGUACAGCUUGCUUUGUAUACUUGUGCUGUCUACGGUGCUUCAAGUAUGUACGUUAGUGGUGAAGAGGGUAUAAUGCGUGAGUUUGGCGUCGGCCCAACUGCGGCUGCCUUGGGUCUGGCAAUAUAUGUCAUUGGAUAUGGUAUCGGUCCUUUAUUGUUUGCUCCCAUGUCCGAAAUUGCAUUGUUUGGAAGGAAUUGGGUGUAUCUCCCAACUUUCAUCCUUUUUGUCAUCCUCUCCAUCCCGACAGCGUUGGUGAAGAACUACGCUGGUCUUUUGGUCCUGCGAUUCUUGACAGGCUUCUUUGGUAGCCCAUGUCUCGCAAAUGGUGGGGCUACUGUAGGCGACAUUUAUGGAUUCUUGGAACUACCUAUCUACUUGUCAUCGUGGACUGUUGCCGCCUUUUGGGGCCCGGCUCUUGGUCCUGUAGUAAGUGGCUUUGCCGUGCAGGCAAAAGGUUGGAGGUGGGGCCUUUGGGAAAUUGUUUGGCUGACUGGCCCGAUCAUGGUUCUUUUCAUCAUUGCUUUCCCUGAAACCUCUUCGGAGAAUAUCCUACGCCGCCGUGCCCAGAGACUACGCAAGAUCACAGGGAGAGAUGACCUCAAAGCCCAGACCGAGAUCGAUCAAGCGAAUCUCAAGUUUACUGAAGUCUUCUGGGAUGCCCUUAUCAAACCAAUCGAAAUCUUUAUCAAGGAUCCCGCGAUUACGUUCACCAACAUCUACACUUCUUUGACUUACGGCAUCUAUUAUUCCUUCUUCGAAGUUUUCCCGUUGGUGUAUCCUCCAAUCUACGGGUUCAAUCUCGGAGAAGUCGGCCUUACCUUCCUGAGCAUUGGCGUUGCAUGUAUCGUCGGCCUUAUUAUCUUCCUCGUGUACCAGAUCUACUAUUUGAUCCCCGACAUCAAAAAGAACGGUCUUCGAAGCCCAGAGCAUCGACUGGUACCCGCUCUGUUUGCGGUAGUCACCCUCCCUAUAGGGUACUUCCUGUUUGGGUGGACUGCUCGCGCCUCUGUUCAUUGGAUGGCCAGUAUCAUUGGUGUGGUGAUUUUGGUAGCAUCUAAUUUCAUCAUAUUCCAGUGCAUCUUCGUCUACAUCCCGCUAUCGUACCCUCAAUACACGGCCUCUCUUUUUGCGGCGAACGAUCUCUCAAGAGCGGCAUUUGCUGCAGGCUGUGUUCUCUUCUCUCGACCUAUGUUUAUCAACCUUGGGAUCGGUGGUGGCGUGAGUCUGUUGGCUGGCUUGGCCGUUGUUGGCGUUGCGGGUAUGUUUGGUCUGUGGAAAUAUGGCGGGGUCUUGAGAGCGAGAAGCACCUUUGCGACCAAGUAA